Molecule: messenger RNA, 8238 nt
Organism: Cebus imitator (Panamanian white-faced capuchin)
Lineage: Eukaryota; Metazoa; Chordata; Mammalia; Primates; Cebidae
Gene: CR1
Product: complement C3b/C4b receptor 1 (Knops blood group)
Exons: 51
Coding region: 149-7918 (2589 amino acids)
Biological process (GO): negative regulation of complement activation, classical pathway
Source: RefSeq, a predicted model, not a curated record
UUAAGGGGAAGCUGUGGUCAAAAGCAUUUUGUCCCGGAACCCCGCAGUCCUCCCCAUAUUCUGGGCGCGGAGCACAGCGAUUGGUCACUCCUAUUUUCGCUGAGCUUCUCCUAUUUCAAUUUUCUUCGAGAUCAAAUCUGCUUUCUAGAUGUGCUUGGAGAGGAUGGGUGCCUCUUCUCCGAGAAGCCCAGAGCCUGUGGAGCCGCCGGCGCCCCGUCUCCCCUUCUGCUGCAGAGGAACCCCGCUGGCGGUUGUGGUGCUGCUCGCGCUGCCGGUGGCCUGGGGUCAAUGCAAUGCCCCUGAAUCGCUUCCAUUUGCCAAGCCUAUCAACCCAACUGAUGAGUCUCAGUUUCCCAUUGGGACAUAUUUAAAGUACAAAUGCCUCCCCGGUUAUUACGGAAGACCGUUUUCUAUCGUCUGCCUAAAAAACUCAGUCUGGACAAGUGCUACAGACAGCUGCAGACGUAGAUCAUGUCGUAAUCCUCCAGAACCUGUGAAUGGCAUGGUGCAUGUGAUCAAAGACAUCAUGUUUGGAUCCCAAAUUAAUUAUUCUUGUAAUAAAGGAUACCGACUCAUUGGUUCCUCGUCUGCCACAUGCAUCAUCUCAGACAAUACUGUCAUUUGGGAUAAUGAAGCACCUAUUUGUGACAGAAUUCCUUGUGGGCCACCCCCCGCCAUCACCAAUGGAUAUUUAAUUAGCACCAGCACAGAGGAUUUUCACUAUGGAUCAGUGGUGACCUACCGCUGCAAACCUGGAAGCAGAGGGAGAAAUGUGUUUGACCUCGUGGGUGAGCCCUCCAUAUACUGCACCAGCAAUGAGGAUCAAGAGGGCGUCUGGAGCGGCCCGGCCCCUCAGUGCAUUAUACCUAACAAAUGCAUGCCUCCAAAUGUUGAAAAUGGAAUAAUGGUAUCUGUCAACAGAAGUUUAUUUUCCUUAAAUGAAUUUGUGGAGUUCAGGUGUCAGCCUGGCUUUGUCAUGAAAGGUUCCCCCCGUGUGCAAUGCCAGCCCCUGAACAAAUGGGAGCCGGAGUUACCAAGCUGCUCCAGGGUAUGUCAGCCACCUCCAGAUAUCCUGCAUGGUGAGCAUACCCAAAGGGACAAGGACAACUUUUGGCCUGGCCAGGAAGUGUUGUACAGCUGUGAGCCCGGCUAUGAUCUCAGAGGGGCUGCUUCUCUGCGCUGCACACCCCAGGGAGACUGGAGCCCUGCAGUCCCCAGAUGUGAAGUGAAAUCCUGCGAUGACUCCCUGGACCAACUUCCUAAUGGCCGUGUUCUGCUUCCACCUAAUCUCCAGCUUGGAGCAAAAGUGGACUUUGUUUGUAAUGAAGGAUUUCAAUUAAAAGGCAGCUCUGCUAGUUAUUGCAUCUUGGCUGGAAUGGAAAGCCUUUGGAAUAGCAGUGCUCCAGUGUGUGAACCCCCUCGCUGUGGAAUUCUGGGUCACUGUAAAGCCCCAGAUCAUUUUCUGUUUGCUAAACUGAAAACCCAAACCGAUGCAUCUGACUUUCCCAUUGGGACAUCUUUAAAGUACGAAUGCCGUCCUGAGUAUUACGGCAUCCCAUUCUCUAUCACAUGUCUAGAUAACCUGGCCUGGUCAAGUCCCAAAAAUGUCUGCAAACGUGAGNNNUGUAAAACUCCUUCAGAUCCAAAGAAUGGCGUGGUGCAUGUGAUCACAAACAUCCAGGUUGGAUCCAGAAUCAACUAUUCUUGUAUUACAGGGUACCGCCUCAUUGGUCAGUCAUCUGCUGAAUGUAUCAUCUCAGGCAAUACUGCCCACUGGAGUGCAAAGCCACCAAUUUGUCAACAAAUUCCUUGUCGGCCGCCCCCCACCAUCGCCAAUGGAUAUUUCACUAGCACCAACAGGGACAUUUUUCACUAUGGAUCAGUGGUGACCUACCACUGCAAUCCUGGAAGCAGAGGGAGAAAUCUGUUUCAGCUCGUGGGUGAGCGCUCCAUACACUGCACCAGCAAUGAGGAUCAAGAGGGCGUCUGGAGCGGCCCGGCCCCUCAGUGCAUUAUACCUAACAAAUGCAUGCCUCCAAAUGUUGAAAAUGGAAUAAUGGUAUCUGACAACAGAAGUUUAUUUUCCUUAAAUGAAUUUGUGGAGUUCAGGUGUCAGCCUGGCUUUGUCAUGAAAGGUUCCCUCCGUGUGCAAUGCCAGCCCCUGAACAAAUGGAAGCCAGAGUUACCAAGCUGCUCCAGGGUGUGUCAGCCACCUCCAGAAAUUCUGCAUGGUGAGCAUACCCAAAGCAAUCAGGUCAACUUUUCACCUGGGCAGGAAGUAUUCUACAGCUGUGAGCCCGGCUAUGACCUCAGAGGGGCUGCUUCUCUGCGCUGCACACCUCAGGGAGAUUGGAGCCCUGAAGCCCCCAGAUGUGCAGUGAAAUCCUGUGAUGACUUCUUGGAUCAACUCCCUCAUGGCCAUGUGCUGCUUCCACUUAAUCUCCAGCUUGGGGCAAAAGUGUCCUUUAUUUGUGUUGAAGGGUUUCGCUUGAAGGGCAGUUCCGUUAGUCAUUGUGUCUUGGUUGGAAUAAGAAGCCUUUGGAGUAACAGUGUUCCUGUGUGUGAACAAAUAUUUUGUCCAAAUCCUCCAGCUAUCCUUAAUGGGAGACACACAGAAACUCCCCUUGGAGAUAUUCCCUAUGGAAAAGAAGUAUCUUACACAUGCGACCCCCACCCAGACAGAGGGAUGACCUUCAACCUCAUUGGGGAGAGCACCAUCCGCUGCACAAGUGACCCUCAAGGGAAUGGGGUUUGGAGCAGCCCCCCUCCUCGCUGUGAACUUUCUGUUCCUACUGGUCACUGUAAAACCCCAGAGCAGUUUCCAUUUGCCAGUCCUACAACCCCAAUUAAUGAGUCUGAGUUUCCAGUUGGGACAUCUUUGAAUUAUGAAUGCCAUCCUGGGUAUUUUGGGAGUAUGUUCUCUAUCUCCUGCUUAGAAAACUUGGUCUGGUCAAGUGCUGAAGACAACUGUAGACGAAAAUCAUGUGGAACUCCUCCAAAACCCUUCAAUGGAAUGGUUCAUGUAAACACAGACACCCAUUUUGGAUCAACAAUUAAUUAUUCUUGUAAUGAAGGGUUUCGACUCAUUGGUUCCCCAUCCACUGUUUGUCUCGUCUCAGGCAAUAAUGUCGCAUGGGAUAAGGAGGCACCUAUAUGUGAGAUUAUAUCUUGUGAGCCACCUCCAACCAUAUCCAACGGAGACUUCUACAGCAACAAUAGAACUUCUUUUCACAAUGGAACAGUGGUAACUUACCAGUGCCACACUGGACCAGAUGGAGAACAGCUGUUUGAGCUCGUGGGAGAACGAUCAAUAUACUGCACCAGCAAAGAUGAUCAAGUUGGUGUUUGGAACAGCCCUCCACCUCAGUGCAUUUCUCUUAAUAAAUGCACAGCUCCAGAAGUUGAAAAUGGAAUUAGAGUGACAGGAAAUCGGAAUUUAUAUUUCCUCAAUGAGAUCGUGAGCUUUAGAUGUCAGCCCGGCUUUGUCAUGGUAGGGUUCCACAUCGUGCAGUGCCAGACCAACAACACAUGGGGACCCAAGCUGCCACACUGCUCCAGGGUGUGUCAGCCACCUCCAAAAAUCCUGCAUGGUGAGCAUACCCCAAGUGAUCAGGACCACUUUUCACCUGGACAGGAAGUGUUCUACAGCUGUGAGCCCGGCUAUGACCUCAGAGGGGCUGCUUCUCUGCACUGCACACCUCAGGGAGACUGGAGCCCUGAAGCCCCCAGAUGUGCAGUGAAAUCCUGUAAUGACUUCCUGGGCCAACUCCCUCAUGGCCGUGUGCUGUUUCCACUUAAUCUCCAGCUUGGAGCAAAGGUUUCCUUUGCUUGUGAUGAAGGGUUCCGAUUAAAAGGCAGGUCUGCUAGUCAUUGUGUUUUGACUGGAAUGAAAGCCCUUUGGAAUAGCAGUGCUCCAGUGUGUGAACAAAUAUUUUGUCCAAAUCCUCCAGCUAUCCUUAAUGGGACACAUACAGGACCUCCCCUUGGAGAUAUUCCCUAUGGAAAAGAAGUAUCUUACACAUGCGACCCCCACCCAGACAGAGGGAUGACCUUCAACCUCAUUGGGGAGAGCACCAUCCGCUGCACAAGUGACCCUCAAGGGAAUGGGGUUUGGAGCAGCCCCGCCCCUCGCUGUGAACUUUCUGCUCCUGCUGCCUGUCCACAUCUACCCAAGAUCCAAAAUGGGCAUUACAUUGGAGGACAUGUACCUCCAUAUCUACCUGGUAUGAUAAUCAACUACAUUUGUGACCCCGGCUACCUGUUAGUGGGAAAGGCCUUCAUUUUCUGUACAGAACAGGGAACCUGGAGCCAAUUGGAUCACUCUUGCAAAGAGGUAAAUUGUAGCUUCCCACAGUUUAUGAAUGGAAUCCCAAAGAAGUUAGAAAUGAGAAAAGUAUAUCACUAUGGAGAUUAUGUAACUCUGGAGUGUGAAGAUGGGUAUACUCUGGAAGGCAGUCCCCGGAGCCAGUGCCAGGCGGAUGACAGAUGGGACCCUCCUCUGGCCAUAUGUACCCCUCGUGCACAUAAUGCUCUCAUAGUUGGCACUUCGUCUGGUAUAAUCUUCCUUAUUUUAUUCACCAUUUUCCUCUCUUGGAUAAUUCUAAAGUGCAGAAAAGGGAAUCAUGCACGUGACAAACCUAAAGAAGUUGCUCUCCAUUUACAUUCUCAAGGAGGCAGUGGAGUUCAUCCCCAAACUCUGCAAACAAAUGAAGAAAAUAGCAGAAUUCAAAAUGUUUUCAACAACUCAAAUAUUAAAAGUGGAAACAGGAUUGGAAUUUGGACCACAGUGUUCCACUGGAACAAAGUGAAUCAUCUGUGUCAAAAUACAGUAGACAAGAUACUCAGAAGGGACUUCCCUGCUCAGCUGGCUCCGGGUUUCUCUGCUCACCUCCGGAUAAACUACGGCGUUUCCCACGCCGCGCAUGGAGCCUCCCGGCCGCCGCGAGCGUCCCUCUCCUUCCCGGCGCUUUCCUGGGUUGCUUCUGGCAGCCCUGGUGUUGGUGCUGUCCUCCUGCUCCGAAGCUCCAACUUUACCACUUGCUGGUGGAGCCCAACCACUGCUGCAGAGUCCUCAUCGCCGACACGUUGGCAGAUCCAAGAGGAGAUGGCCCAGGAUGGGACAUGGCGAACAGCGACGCCCGAGAGUGCCGGGCACGCGCCGCUCCACUGCCUGGUUUCUACAGAGAUCCUGUGCCGGUGGCCUGUGCCCGCCAUGCGGGAGCCAGAGGGGGCGCGCCAUGCCCUCCGCUUUGGAGACUGCUGCACAAAGGGGCCAGAUCAAUGCAAUGCUCCUGAAUCGCCUCCAUUUGCCAGGCCUAUCAACCUAACUGAUAAGUCCGAGUUUCCCGUUGGGACGUAUUUGAGAUAUGAAUGCCGCCCUGGUUAUUACGGAAGACCAUUUUCUAUCGUCUGCCUAAAAAACUCAGUCUGGACAAGUGCUACGGACAGCUGCACACGUAGAUCAUGUCGUAAUCCUUCAGAACCUGUGAAUGGCAUGGUGCAUGUGAUCAAAGACAUUAAAUUUGGAUCCCAAAUUAAUUAUUCUUGUAAUAAAGGAUACCGACUCAUUGGUUCCUCGUCUGCCACAUGCAUCGUCUCAGGCAAUACUGUCAUUUGGGAUAAUAAAACACCUGUUUGUGACAUAAUUCCCUGUGGGCUACCCCCCACCAUCGCCAAUGGAUAUUUCAUUAGCACCAACAGAGAGCGUUUUCACUACGGAUCAGUGGUGACCUACCGCUGCAAUCCUGGGAGCGGAGAGAGAAAUGUGUUUGAGCUCGUGGGUGAGCCCUCCAUAUACUGCACCAGCAAAGAUGAUCAAGUGGGCAUCUGGAGUGGCCCGGCCCCUCAGUGUGUCAUACCUAACAAAUGCAUGCCUCCAAAUGUUGAAAAUGGAGUAAUGGUAUCUGACAACAGAAGCUUAUUUUCCUUAAAUGAAGUUGCGGAGUUCAGGUGUCAGCCUGGCUUUGUCAUGAAAGGAUCCCCCCGUGUGCAAUGCCAGCCCCUGAACAAAUGGGAGCCAGAGUUACCAAGCUGCUCCAGGGUAUGUCAGCCACCUCCAGAUAUCCUGCAUGGUGAGCAUACCCAAAGGGACAAGGACAACUUUUGGCCUGGCCAGGAAGUGUUGUACAGCUGUGAGCCCGGCUAUGAUCUCAGAGGGGCUGCUUCUCUGCGCUGCACACCCCAGGGAGACUGGAGCCCUGCAGUCCCCAGAUGUGAAGUGAAAUCCUGCAAUGACUCCCUGGACCAACUUCCUAAUGGCCGUGUGCUGUUUCCACCUAAUCUCCAGCUUGGAGCAAAAGUGGACUUUGUUUGUGACGAAGGAUUUCAAUUAAAAGGCAGCGCUGCUAGUUAUUGUGUCUUGACUGGAAUGGAAAGCCUUUGGAAUAGCAGUGUUCCAGUGUGUGAACAAAUCUUUUGUCCAAGUCCUCCAGAUAUACCUAAUGGGAGACACACAGGAAAACCUCUGGAAGUCUUUCCCUUUGGAAAAGCAGUAAACUACACAUGCGACCCCCACCCAGACAGCAGGAAGACCUUUGACCUCGUUGGGGAGAGCACCAUCCGAUGCACAAGUGACCCCCAAGGAAAUGGGGUUUGGAGCAGCCCUGCUCCUCACUGUAGAAGUCUGGGUAAAUCAUGUAAAACUCCUUCAGAUCCAAUGAAUGGCGUGGUGCAUGUGAUCACAAACAUCCAGGUUGGAUCCAGAAUCAACUAUUCUUGUAUUACAGGGUACCGCCUCAUUGGUCGGUCAUCUGCUGAAUGUAUCAUCUCAGGCAAUACUGCCCACUGGAGUGCAAAGUCACCAAUUUGUCAACGAAUAUCUUGUGGGCUACCCCCCACCAUUGCCAAUGGAGAUUUCAAUAGCACCAACAGGGAGUAUUUUCACUAUGGAUCAGUGGUGACCUACCACUGUAAUCUUGGAAAUGAAGGAAAAAAGGUGUUUGAGCUCCUGGGUGAGCCCUCCAUAUACUGCACCAGCAAUGAGGAUCAAGAGGGCGUCUGGAGCAGCCCGGCCCCUCAGUGCAUUAUACCUAACAAAUGCACACCUCCAAAUGUUGAAAAUGGAAUAAUGGUAUCUGAAAACAGAAGCUUAUUUUCCUUAAAUGAAGUUGUGGAGUUUAGGUGUCAGCCUGGCUUUGUCAUGAAAGGAUCCCCCCGUGUGCAAUGUCAGGCACUGAACAAAUGGGAGCCAGAGUUACCAAUCUGCUCCAGGGUGUGUCAGCCACCUCCAGAAAUCCUGCAUGGUGAGCAUACCCCAGGUGAUCAGGACCACUUUUCACCUGGACAGGAAGUGUUCUACAGCUGUGAGCCCGGCUAUGACCUCAGAGGGGCUGCUUCCCUGCACUGCACACCUCAGGGAGACUGGAGCCCUGAAGCCCCCAGAUGUGCAGUGAAAUCCUGUGAUGACUUCCUGGGCCAACUCCCUCAUGGCCGUGUGCUGUUUCCACUUGAUCUCCAGCUUGGAGCAAAGGUGUCCUUUGCUUGUGAUGAAGGGUUCCGAUUAAAAGGCAGGUCUGCUAGUCAUUGUGUUUUGGCAGGAAUGAAAGCCCUUUGGAACAGCAGUGCUCCAGUGUGUGAACAAAUAUUUUGUCCAAAUCCUCCAGCUAUCUUUAAUGGGAGUCACACAGAAACUCCCCUUGGAGAUAUUCCCUAUGGAAAAGAAGUAUCUUACACAUGCGACCCCCACCCAGGCAGAGGGAUGACCUUCAACCUCAUUGGGGAGAGCACCAUCCGCUGCACAAGUGACCCUCAAGGGAAUGGGAUUUGGAGCAGCCCCGCCCCUCGCUGUGAACUUUCUGCUCCUGCUGGUGCACAUAAUGCUCUCAUCAUUGGCACUUUAUCUGGUAUAAUCUUCCUUAUUUUAUUCACCAUUUUCCUCUCUUGGAUAAUUCUAAAGUGCAGAAAAGGUGUCCUUCCUUGACAAAGUACCAUAAAGCUGAAGAAUGUAUCAAAUAAAAUGUUGGGUUGGAAAGGAGCCAAUUGAUUUCAACAGAAUAAGAUCUGAGCUUCAUAAAGUCUUUGAAGUGACUUCACAGAGAUGCAGACAUGUGCACUUGAAGAUGCUGCAGCUUCCCCAGGACCUAGCAAAUCUCCUCCCUCUUUGUGUACAUCACUGUGAAAUCCUCACCCUUCUGCCUCUUGCUAAAAGCACACACUAUCUACUCAGGGGAAAAGACUGCAUUUAGGAUAUAGAAAAUAGUUUGGAUUACUUAAAGGAAUAAUAUGUUGCCUGGAAUUUCU